Messenger RNA from Papilio machaon (common yellow swallowtail), 1673 nucleotides. RefSeq lists its product as uncharacterized. Bases 386 to 1522 code for a protein of 378 amino acids. The record is from RefSeq and is a predicted model, not a curated record. Lineage: Eukaryota; Metazoa; Arthropoda; Insecta; Lepidoptera; Papilionidae. The transcript has 11 exons.
AGGUAUACAGUUACGUGGUGUCAUAAUGGACAAAGUAAAUUAUAAAGUCGAUGUCCUGCGAGUUUGUUAGCCAGUCUCGGAUGUACCGCGCGACGAGCCAUUCAAAAGCCCGCUAUCCAAGCGACGCCACCUCUCCCAAAAUAUUUUUUGAAAAACACAAUAUCGGUUUUGGAAUCGACCGCCUAUUGUCAUUCGGUGCACGCAUAGCGUCCUAGGCCGUCCGCCGCGACACGCCACUGACACAUUUCUGCGGUUUCGCGCGCUUUUAGAAUUUAGAACAGUUUUGUUUUUUUUUUCUUUCGGUUGGUGCUACCAAUACUCUUGUGCCAGACACGUGAAAAGAAAAUUGUGAUUCUACAAUAAUAAUCUAAUUGGAUUUAUUGCGAUGGAGAUCAGAAGAUAUAAACGCAGCGGCGGCUCUUUUCUCACAUACUGGAUAUGUUUAUUACAAAUGUUAGGCAGUGCCCGUCAUGGUGCGGAGGGUCACGGCAGACUGAUGGACCCUCCAGCACGAAACUCCAUGUGGCGGUUUGGUUUCCCCAAUCCUGUGAAUUAUAACGACAAUGAACUCUUCUGCGGCGGGUAUGCCGUUCAGUGGGAGCAGAACGGCGGGCGGUGUGGUGUGUGCGGGGACGCGGUGCACCUGUCCGAACCGCGACCGCACGAGGCUGGCGGCAUGUUCGGGAAAGGCAUCAUCACACGACAUUACAGCGUUGGGCAGGAAAUCGAAGUUGAAAUAGAGCUGACGGCCAAUCACCUCGGCACUUUCAUAAUGAAGUUGUGUCCGAACAACAAUCCCAAACAAGAAGCCACUCAAGAAUGUUUCGACAGAUACCCUCUUUACAUAUCUGGUACGCGUGAGGACCGCUUCCUGAUCCCGCUGGACACCGCCAAGAAGGAUACGUUUCGGUACCGCGUGCGACUACCGCCAUACGUCACCUGCACACAAUGCGUACUGCAAUGGACUUACCAUACUGGUAACAUGUGGGGUAUCUGUCCAAACGGCACGGAGGCGGUAGGAUGCGGUCGUUCGGAGACGUUCAGGAACUGUGCCGACGUGAGCGUCAUCACUAGCACUGGUGGUCUUCCUCCUGCCUUCGCCGGGGAUCUGAGGAGAGACAAUCCCUUCCUCCUCUACUACAGAGACUAUCACAUGCCGCAGAAUGUCUUCCCCUUGGUAGUCAGAAAUUUACGAAAGGAUUACAAAAAGGCACCGUUACGUGUAAUUAGCAACGAUAUUGAGAGUUCUACGGAGGAGGACUUAUACAUAGGUCCACUCGUUAUUAGAGACCAAGUGUGCGUACCAUCUGAAGGUUUCCGCGUCAUCCCCGGCAUGUUGAACUGGUGUCAAACGAACUGUCUCCGGUACCCCCCCAACUGUCCUGACUCCCUAUGCCAUUGCCCGCAAGUAUGUGAAGCGAUAGGAGACCUGGAGGGCCGUGACGGAGCCGACGUGUACUGCAUGGACCUUUGCAUCGUUUACCCUCCGAAGUGCCCCAAGCAUAGAUGUCGCUGCUACUAGACUCGAAACGCGUUGUCUAUGUGCCACAGACUAUGUGUUAAAAUGUUACCAUUACAAAAAAUAUUUGAACUAAAAAUUAUAAUAUUGUCUGUCACGUAGUCUGUAACGCAUGGAAUGUUGAAAUAAAUUUAACAAAAAAUCUUUUGGAAAU